Messenger RNA from Tuber melanosporum (Perigord truffle), 1890 nucleotides. RefSeq lists its product as uncharacterized. The record is from RefSeq and is a predicted model, not a curated record. The coding region runs from base 246 to 1721 and encodes 491 amino acids. Gene Ontology annotation, cellular component: autophagosome; cytoplasm. Gene Ontology annotation, molecular function: ATP binding; protein serine/threonine kinase activity. NCBI's taxonomy places the organism in Eukaryota, Fungi, Ascomycota, Pezizomycetes, Pezizales, Tuberaceae. Gene Ontology annotation, biological process: protein autophosphorylation; autophagosome organization; peptidyl-serine phosphorylation. The transcript is spliced from 7 exons.
CAGAAGGUUGUUCGCGGCUUUAUAAUUUACUAUAAUCUACUUUUUAUUUCCUCGUUAGUAGGGUAAUUGCGCUUGCAAGAGCACUUGAGCGCUUGAGCCUCUUUGCUAUCCGUGAGCUGUGUCAGAAACUAGGCUCAUCCUGAUAAACUCUGUGCUCUUCCUUCCUCCCAAAUUCUACAUCGCUCGUUCUUUGAAGUGUCGGACCAAACCGCAUUCACACCUUAUCAGACUGAAUCUUAAACGAGAUGUCCAAUAACACCCCCCCCCCUUCUCUUCAAUAUUUCAGUGGCAAUGUCAAUAGCGGCAAUAUCAAUAUCGGAGGGGAUGUGCCUAGUGAUGCGUGGGCUCGUAUGAUGGGUAGCUUACCUACUAGUAUGAUGAAUGACCGUGCCAACAAUGGAGGGCCACCUAGAGCCUCGCAGAGUCAACAGACCGGACUGCAUGUCCAAACUCCACCCGAGGUUCCGAACCCCACCCAGAGCAGUGGGUUCCAGCAGAGCGGUGGGUUCCAGCAGAGCGGUGGGUUCCAGAGCGGUGGGUUGGGUGCCAACAACGUUGCUCCCGGGAAUCCCCCCAUCCUUUCCGGGGGGAUUAUAUAUGGAGAGCCUAGGGGUAAAACCCCAGAGCCCGCGCCUGGGGAAAAGGAAGCCUAUGGCGCUCCUGUUCGGGAACCACCGGCUUGGAAGUUGAAGUACAAAAUCGGUAGCGGUGCCUUCGGAACUGUAUUCUUGGAGAAGGUCAAGAUGCGCGAAAUGGAGUCCCCUGAGUUAUGGGCCGUGAAGAGGAUACCAAAAACCCUGCCAAACUUCCCUGCCAAGCAGUAUCAAGCUGAGGUCAGGAAUUUACAGACAUUAUCAAAAUCUAAUCAUGAGUGGUUCGUGAAAUUUAUCAACUCGUAUGAGGACGGUCACCACGUGUACAUCGCUAUGGAGUAUUUUCCUCUAGGGGAUAUGACGAAGACUUUUGCGAGAGGUUAUCGGUGGAAUGAAUCUGAUACUAAGGUGGUGAUGGAGCAGCUUCUCCACGGAUUGGUAGCAAUGCAUAAUGAUGGGAUCACUCAUCGUGACCUGAAGCCAGAGAAUAUAUUCCUCUGCCUCCGGGACCACCGCGUCCUCCGUGUAAAAAUCGGUGACUUUGGCACAUCAAAGCGCAUCCUAUCCACCACCACCACCACCACGUACAUGAAGACUACUGCUGGCACAGAAGCCUACAUGGCGCCCGAAGUGGACGACACGUCGAAAACCAAGACCAACCGUGUAGACAUCUGGUCCCUUGGGUGUAUCUUGUACCGGAUGGUCGCUGGCAACCCCCUAUUCAGAAGCCGCAUGGAAGUAUUUCGGUACUCCUUGAGUGCAUGCUCCCCUCCCGCCGUAGUCGGAGACGUGGGCCUCGGCGUCCUAUGCGUAGACUUCCUCCAUGACGUCCUGCAACCGAGUCAUGAGGAUCGACCGAGCGCCGAGGCCUGUCUGAGGAUGCCUUGGUUCACGAGCAAAGCUUCUGGAUCGGGAUACGCUAUUGGAAGGGACCUCUACGCCAGGUUGUCUAGAAUUCAGGUUGAGAACCCCGAUAUAGAUUCAUUCUCGGACGUGACUGCCAAUUGGUCGUCGGGGGAUACCCCCAGGAGGAGUUUUUCGGCUGUGGCGACGCCGGUGACGGGUUCUACAGGGAACACGUUAAGGAGCCCGAGGACUUUUGGCACUACGGGAACUAUCGAGGGAUAGGCUAUUGAGAUGGGGGGCGGGUGCAAUGAGUUGAUUUCCCUUUUUUAUUUUGCAUUUUCGGUUUCUUUUUCUUUUUCUCUUUCUAUUUUAUUUCUGUCGGCAGUUUAUCAUGAACGAGCAAUUUGAUACCAACGUUCCCUCUGCACUGGAGGUGGCGAGUUUUUCUGGG